Molecule: messenger RNA, 696 nt
Organism: Paramecium tetraurelia
Lineage: Eukaryota; Ciliophora; Oligohymenophorea; Peniculida; Parameciidae
Exons: 3
Source: RefSeq, a predicted model, not a curated record
AUGACUCCCACUUAAGAGUAUGUAAUAUUUUAGGUCUUAAUUAAGAUAAACCAUUAUUUAUACUUUUUUAAAUAUGGAUUAAUUGUCUACGGUGUUUUUUAAGUGCUUAUCAUACUAUUAUUGCGCUUCAACCUAAAAAUAAAUUGGGAUAAAUUAUAUUCUAAAUAUAAUUCAAAUGAAUAGGAGAAAAUUAUUUCUAUAUGUGAACAUAGAUAAAAUUACAGAUCUUAUUCCAAAUAAUAUAAUCGCUUGGUUCAUUCAUAACAAGGUCCAACUAAAUCUACGAAUUUUCAACAGCAUAGCAUUUCUGAAAAAUUAAAGGUAUAUUUACGAUAAAAGUUAAAUGGAGCAGAACUAUCUGUAGAGAUCGAAUUAAUUUCCAAUCCCAUUUCUGAAACCAUAAUUUAAUCUUUCUUUGAAUGUCUCUUUAUUUAGAUUUCUUAGUCCAUAACUCAUUUGAAUGUAUUAAGUAAGAAGUAUCUAUCCUUUUUAUAAUCACCGAAUAUUGUGAAGUAUGAGAAGCUUGGUGAAAUAUUGCUCAACACAAUAUACGCAAUGUGGGGUCAUUCCUUUUUUCAUUUGAAAUUGUAUCUGAAAGAAUUCUUAAGUAUAGAAGUUAUCAAUAAUCUUCAAAUUAUUAAAUGGCUAAAAACCUUACUCAAACAAAAGCAGGUGUAAAUAAUCUUAUUCUUUUGA